Messenger RNA from Syzygium oleosum, 1692 nucleotides. Its product is annotated as autophagy-related protein 18b. The transcript has 11 exons. Lineage: Eukaryota; Viridiplantae; Streptophyta; Magnoliopsida; Myrtales; Myrtaceae. Gene Ontology annotation, molecular function: phosphatidylinositol-3,5-bisphosphate binding; protein binding; phosphatidylinositol-3-phosphate binding. Gene Ontology annotation, cellular component: phagophore assembly site membrane; cytosol; extrinsic component of membrane. Gene Ontology annotation, biological process: nucleophagy; autophagy of mitochondrion; protein localization to phagophore assembly site. The coding region runs from base 186 to 1283 and encodes 365 amino acids. The record is from RefSeq and is a predicted model, not a curated record.
CGUCGAUGUCCCUUUUGCACCAACCGGUGGGACCCUCCUGUGGCAUUUACCGAUUUUUUUACUCUUGCCCAUCUUUCUCUUCCUUCCCCUCCUCCUCCUCCUCCUCCUCGUCUCUGCGACGAUCCAUACGCUUCCGGUUGAUGCUUCUUUCUACGCAGAAUUCAUCGCCGUAGAAGUCUCCUGAAAUGGCCGGUCCGUCCUCGUCCUACCCAAUUCUCUGCGCUUCCUUCAAUCAGGACAACAGUUGCUUCGUCAUCGGCACGAGGGAUGGCAUCCGGAUAUUCGAUUCCAACACGGGGAAGCUCUUGUAUGAACGAGCUGUUGGAGCUUUCAUCAUUGUUGAAAUGCUCUUUAGCACUAGUCUUCUUGCCAUCGUUGGAGCCGGAGAGCAGCCAUCUUUGUCACCACGUCGCCUGGUUUUGUUUAAUACCACAACCGGAACUGCCCUUCGGGAGUUAAAUUUUCUAACUUCAGUUGUUGCUGUUCGCUUAAAUAGGACAAGACUUGUGGUUGUCCUACAAGACAAAACAUACAUAUAUGAUGUGAAUACUGUUGGAAUACUGGACACAAUCGAUACCGUGCCAAAUCCAAAGGGAAUCUGUGCAUUCUCUCCCAGUUUGGAUGGUUGCUUCCUGGCUCUUCCUGCAAGUACAACUAGAGGAACUGUUUUGGUGUAUAAUGUCAUGGAGCUUCAUUCACAUUGUGAGAUAGAUGCCCAUCGUUCACCAUUGGCUGCGACUGUCCUCUCAUCCAACGGGAUGUACAUAGCCACAGCAUCUGAACAUGGAACAAUAAUCAGAGUUCAUUUGGUCUCUGAUGCAAGCAAGUCAUAUAGUUUCAGAAGGGGUACUUACGCGUCAACAAUAUUUUCCUUGUCCUUUGGGCCAUCAUUGCAACUGCCAGACAUUCUUGCUGCCUCAAGUUCCUCAGGAUCUGUUCAUGUUUUCUCCCCGGGUAUUGCUGUAAACCAAAGAAGCAAAAGGUCAAAUAGUUUUCUUGGAGCAGUCUUACCUGAUUCUGUGAAUGAUGUACUCGAUCCAGCUCAUCAUCUUGUGCUCCAUGAUGCUACUCCAGCUGGAGUCAAAAGCUAUGCAGUGAUUCGCAAAGUAGAUAAGGAUCCGAAAACAUCUGCAUCUGAAUUUACUGCGUGUAGGGCAAUAAUAUCCAUCAUAACCUUCAAUGGUUAUUUCCAGGAGUAUAACUUAAGUAUCAAUGAAAAAAACGAGGCCUCCUGGUCCCUGGAACGUGAAUUCAACCUCUUGAUGGUAAAUUCCGUGCCGUAACACAGUACAGGGAAUUUAUGUGUUCUUUCCAAGAACUCUUUGGAGCACAUGACAGGUUGCCAAAACUCAUGUAUCUGUCAGCUUGGCAGCGAGCUUUGUGCCAAGCACGCUUCUCAUGCCGACAGCAACCAAUGAACACUAUGAAAGCAAUGAAGAAAGAUUAGAACAUACUGUUGGGGUCAUCAACUGAGCAAAUGGGGUUUUUCAGAUGUAAUAUGGUCAAAGCAUGCACCAUGUGUAUGUAUUCGUUAGUUUCUGCUAUCCAGAUUGGACUCUGGGUCUGAAGGUGUCCUUUUAUUAGACUACUUCUCGUGAAAAAAGACGAACAACCACGAUAUCUAUGUAGUCUUUUUUCGACUGCGUGGAGUCGGAAAAAUGUAUAGCAUACGACAUCAUGUGACCUGACAAA